AUGGCGACGCAUGCUUGUGUGGUGAGGCGCAAGGCGGAUGCUGCUUGCUUUGCCAAACUCAGUGCGUCUCAAUCCUGUUUGACGGCAAAAUCAGUUAACCGAUCGGUCAGCGUCUUCGCGCUGCUAUUCGGCGUCGUUUUAGCAGUUGGGGUGUCGGGUGCGCCGUUCAAGUCGGAAAAUGAGAAGUUUACCUGUCUCCCGAAACAGGGUAAUGCGGAUCAGUGGGUGGCACUUGUGUAUGAUUCUCAGCAUUCAAUCACUUUCGCUUGUGACGGAGGGACGCCCCUGCCUUCCAAGCUUUUAAGUGAAGAUGACGGCCUUAUAGUCUGUAACGAGUCAGACGGGGAAGAUGAAUGUGAAAAAAAUGCGGCACCAUUGUCAACUUUCCUUCCGGGGGCCAAAAAAGAGUGGGUGACUGGAACUCUUCAACAGGGAAUAAAGAUUACAAUUCCCGACGAGCACUACCCAGCUACGUCGAAAGCUUUCCGUGUUGGUUGUAAGGCGGGUAAAAAUGUUUGUUUGCUCAAUGUGUAUGUUCAGAGUAGGGAAUCAGAGGUGAUCGGACAGGUGGCGCAUUGUGCUUAUAGUUCCAACGUACGUCUGCGUCCAAUCACUGUGAAUCCAGAAAACAACGGAGUGACAUUAAUUUGCGGACCAGACGGGAAGGCGUUCCCGGAUGAUUACAUGAACCACCAUUGUACGGAACUAGACGAAUGUAAAGAACGCCCUUAUUCCGCCGUGUUUCCUGGGUUCUCCAGUAGUUUUUGGACUGGAGAAGCUUCCGGCGUAGCCGGGGCGACACUGACCAUUCCCAAGGACCAGUUUCCUUCGACAGCACAGACCAUCUAUUUGGGCUGCACUGGUCACCCGGAUGAUAAACAGGUCACCUGUGUGGUUCCAGUAAAUAUAGAAGAAGUUGCAAAACCAGCAGGGGCCGGAUCGAACCCAGGUGGUGGUUCGCAACCGGACCAAUCCUCGGAGAAACGCGACGGGGAACAGGUAAACAAAGGCAAACCUCCCACUGGCGGAUCCGGCGGAGCAACAACUGGAAAACAAAAUGCAUCCCAAAACGCGAAGGACAAGGGGGAAACAGGAGGAGAGAACGGCGAUUCCCCCGUGUUAAGAGGAGAUGCAUGUGACGAGUUGCCUUCGUACGUGGCACUAUCCGCUGCGUCACUGACUGCAACGGCAAUCUUUGCGUACUGA
Neospora caninum is the source of this 1206-nucleotide messenger RNA. Its product is annotated as SRS domain-containing protein. Gene Ontology annotation, cellular component: membrane. The record is from RefSeq and is a predicted model, not a curated record. NCBI's taxonomy places the organism in Eukaryota, Apicomplexa, Conoidasida, Eucoccidiorida, Sarcocystidae. Bases 1 to 1206 code for a protein of 401 amino acids. The transcript has a single exon.